Messenger RNA from Melospiza melodia melodia, 1897 nucleotides. Its product is annotated as aldo-keto reductase family 1 member B1-like. Gene Ontology annotation, molecular function: aldose reductase (NADPH) activity. The transcript is spliced from 10 exons. Gene Ontology annotation, cellular component: cytosol. NCBI's taxonomy places the organism in Eukaryota, Metazoa, Chordata, Aves, Passeriformes, Passerellidae. The coding region runs from base 20 to 967 and encodes 315 amino acids. The record is from RefSeq and is a predicted model, not a curated record.
CCUCCUUGCCUGACUGCCCAUGGCCACUCACCUGGAGCUGCCCGCCGGUGGGAGGAUGCCCAUCCUGGGACUGGGCACCUGGCAGUCUCUGCAGGGGGCAGCCAGGGAUGCAGUGGAGUUUGCCAUCGACGUGGGGUACCGGCACCUGGACUGUGCCCACAUGUACCAGAACGAGAGCGAGAUCGGGGACGCGCUGCGGCACAAAAUGGAGCAGGGCGUGCUGAGGAGAGAGGAGCUCUUCGUGGUCAGCAAGCUGUGGUCCACCUUCCACGAGAGGUCCCUGGUGAAGGAGGCGUGCCAGAAAACACUUGCUGCCCUCCAGCUGGAUUAUCUGGAUCUCUACCUGAUGCACUGCCCCAUGGGAUUCAAGGCAGGAGAGGAGCUAUUUCCUGCAGAUGGAAACGGAAUGAUCAUUCCCAGCAAUACAGAUUUUCUGGAUACGUGGGAGGCUAUGGAAGAGCUCGUGGAUGUGGGAAUGGUGAAGGCUAUUGGAGUCUCCAACUUCAACCAAAAACAGAUCCAUCAGCUCCUGGGCAAACCAGGCUUAAGACACAAACCUGCAAACAACCAGAUUGAGAGCCACCCCUAUCUUCCUCAGGAAGAGCUGAUUAAGUUUUGCCAAGCCAAAGGGAUCUCUGUCACUGCAUACUGUCCCCUUGGAGCACCCAACUGGCCAGGGUCCAAGCCUGACCAUAUUUCUCUCCUUGAUGAUCCUCAAAUUAAGGAAAUUGCACUCAAGCACAACAAAACCCCAGCUCAGGUGCUUAUCCGGCUCCAAAUCCAAAGAAAUGUCAGUGUCAUUCCCAAAUCUGUCACUCCACAGCGUAUUGAAGAAAAUUUCAAGGUGUUUGACUUUGAGCUGAGUGCAGAGGAGAUGGAGACCCUCCUUGGUUUCAAGAAGCGCUAUCGCAUCUGUGCGUUAACCCAAUGCAAAAAUCACAAGGACUAUCCUUUUUUAGAAGACUGACAGAGCCAUCAGCUUCAGAUCCUCUGGGGGAUCCAGUCCAUUUAUUGUUAUUUCAAGCAACUUGCAAUACUUUGUGCAUUAAUUCAUAGAUAGAAGGGGAAUAUGUAUUAAAAAAAUGGGAGAAGGUAACUCACUGAUAUUCUGAAGAGUCAUCUUUGAACAUGGAUACAUUUGCUUCCUUUGUAUCAACCAGUUGUAUCAGUCCUUUAUCUGCUCUUUUAACACAAUUUUCAGUUGCAGCAAAAUAUAUAUUCUCUCUUAAUGUAGUAAUUAUAAUGAAGUUUAAUAAAGCCACAAAUUGGGAUUAGGGAAAAGCAUUUUUUGUCUUAACUAUAAAUCUGACUAAGUUUAGAGAAAAUUUAAAUUGUCUGAUUAGUUCUACUUUUGGACAAAAGAUCAAUAAAUUUACUAUCUUUUAACUAUCAGUACAAGACAAUCCAUUUAACAUCAGAGGAUCUCAAUGACAUGACAUGCUGCUUGAGAUGCCGAGUUCAGUAAUUGCAGUGUAACAAACCAAAAAAAGCUCUUUAGUGGACACUGCUGAAUUAUGAUUCAGGAGCUCUUAAUGAGGUUUCCUAUUUAUGAACUGCUAAAAACUAAUAAACCACUAGGAGAUUUGUAUGUUUGGUUUGUAGUAUCUGCAAGAGUAUAUAAAUACUGUCUUUAUCAGUAGAAUGGCUGCAGUUGAGACUGCAAAUCUCCUAGAAAAUCCAAAGUCUGAUAAAGGAGACACACAGGAAUUAUUUUGUUUGGCAGCUGUCUUAUUUAGCAAGGAGAAAAGCUGGGCAGCUUCACAGAAGGCAACAGCAGAUUUCACUCUCCUGUACUGUUCCCUAGGUACUGCUUGCUUGUGUUUUGACUCAAAGGAUGUCUCUGGAUGCUGUUGUCUGGCUAAAAAAAAAAAUUAAAAGUCAGUGCUGCUGCAGGCCA